GGGAGAGAUGCAAAAUGUGCAGAGCAGGGGCCUCCAGGACUGGAAGUGAGAACCACUGCUCUAAAGGACCCCCUCGCCACAAUCCUCCUCUCUGACUGUGUUUCACUGACUAUGAAGAGGAAGACGAAGCCCGCCACGAAUCUGCCUUCACGAGCAGGUCUCGUGUUUCCCGUCCAGCGCGUUCAGCAAACUUUCAUCGCCGGAAAGCUGCCGGGGACAAUCGACAAGGAAGCGGCGGUGUUUCUCGCAGGUGUGCUGGAGUUCCUUGUGGCCGAGAUCCUGACUUUGGCGGGGCAAGAUGCUGCACUCAAUCAGUCGAAUAAGAUCACAUUACACCAUCUUCCUGGACUGCAGGACAAAAAGAGAUACGCAAAGUUGUUGGAACUGUCUAAAGAAAAAAAAAGGAAUACGAUGAGGAGGAAGCGGUCGGUGUAGUUGUGUAGUUCACUGCACUUUUGUUAACUUCGGACUGAAUGAUGCACGAACAUUUAUUACAUAUUCAGAGCUGUUUUUCAUACAAACACACUGUACAGUUCUUUCUUUGUGUUUUGCUUGACAUGGUCUCAACGCUCUGCUUUACUGCACUUAUUGACCGAUAUAUUUUGUUUUUUUUUGGGGGCUGUGCAAUUCCUUCUUGAGCAAGAAUUUUAAACUUUAAUAUUUGUUGGAAAUAAACGUUGUGGAAUUGCAACACUUAUUCGCA
Messenger RNA from Onychostoma macrolepis, 703 nucleotides. Its product is annotated as histone H2A-beta, sperm-like. NCBI's taxonomy places the organism in Eukaryota, Metazoa, Chordata, Actinopteri, Cypriniformes, Cyprinidae. Bases 112 to 435 code for a protein of 107 amino acids. Gene Ontology annotation, cellular component: nucleosome. Gene Ontology annotation, molecular function: structural constituent of chromatin; DNA binding; protein heterodimerization activity. The transcript has 2 exons. The record is from RefSeq and is a predicted model, not a curated record.